CUAUCUUUUCCCAACAUGGCCGCCUUGGCGCAGCAAAUUUUGCUGGAGGCUGCCGAAAAAGAGGCCUCCUACAAGUCCGUGGAUGUUGUAAAGGACUUGGAUCUCGAGUUCGACCUUGGAAACCUCCUAGCUACAGACCCCAAUCCGUUGGAUAUCGCCAAACUCAAGUCACAGUCUCGAGAGGGGUACCUCAAGGAACUUGCCAGGGAUGACACACAGCUCCUCAUCAACAGACUCUUUCAGUUGCCCACAGAGCGGAAAGAGGACGUCGUCGUCGCCAUGCUGCCUGAGGGGACCACAAGGCUACCCCGGGAGAAACCGGUACCCAAGCCCAAGCCUACGACGAGGUGGUCCGAGUUUGCCAAACAGAAAGGCAUCAAGUCUCGCAAGCGUGAGAAGCUUGUCUGGGAUGAGACCAUCAAGGACUGGCGGCCUCGGUAUGGCUACAAGCGAGUCAAGGUUGAGAAGGAGAAGAACUGGCUCAUCGAAGUUCCCGAAAACAAAGACCCCAUGGGAGACUACCACGCUGACCUGAAGAAGAAGAAAAAGGAGCGCGUGGCCAAGAAUGAGUACCAGCGGCUCCGGAACAUUGCCCGAAACCACAAGGCCAAAGUGCCGAAGAACCUGUUCCUGCCGACCGAAAAUCUGAACAAGGAUGAGGUCUCCAAGGCAGUGACUGUUGCCAAGGCGGCGACAGCAUCACACGGCAAGUUUGCCGGCACCCUCAAGGAAGAGAAGAAUGUCAAAGUUCGGCGCGCCAAGCGCAAGUUUGAGCCCAACUUUGGAGACAGCAGGAAGGAGCGGGAUGCUCAGUUGAAGGUGUUCAACGAAAUGCAGCGCAAGAAACCCAAGCUCGAUGUCAAGCGGGCGGCCAACCAGUUCAUUCACCAGGAAGAGAUUGAGGUUUCCGAAAACCCCAGACGACGGAAAGCAGGCAAGAAACACCAUGGCAAGGAGAAGUCCUCGAAGAAAAAAGGUGGCCUCAACCACAAGGGCAGGAAUCGACCGCAAAAUGCAAAGCACAAGAAGGGAAGGAAGAAGUAAUAAAAGUUUUUGUCAGACAAAUGAA
Molecule: messenger RNA, 1069 nt
Organism: Dermacentor andersoni
Lineage: Eukaryota; Metazoa; Arthropoda; Arachnida; Ixodida; Ixodidae
Product: ribosome biogenesis regulatory protein homolog
Biological process (GO): ribosome biogenesis; ribosomal large subunit biogenesis; endonucleolytic cleavage in ITS1 to separate SSU-rRNA from 5.8S rRNA and LSU-rRNA from tricistronic rRNA transcript (SSU-rRNA, 5.8S rRNA, LSU-rRNA)
Cellular component (GO): nucleolus; preribosome, large subunit precursor; nucleus
Molecular function (GO): protein binding
Source: RefSeq, a predicted model, not a curated record